Molecule: messenger RNA, 4073 nt
Organism: Callorhinchus milii (elephant shark)
Lineage: Eukaryota; Metazoa; Chordata; Chondrichthyes; Chimaeriformes; Callorhinchidae
Gene: odf2a
Product: outer dense fiber of sperm tails 2a
Exons: 20
Coding region: 71-2569 (832 amino acids)
Biological process (GO): regulation of cilium assembly
Cellular component (GO): centrosome
Source: RefSeq, a predicted model, not a curated record
CGCGCUCCUCGCCGCCCGGUAACCGCCGCCGCCCGCCCGCCCGCACAGAGAGGGGGACACGGCGUCUCGCAUGCUGAGAAGAGAGAUGAAGACUAGAACGCCUCCUCUGCUCCAUGUUCACGUAGAUGAAACCACUCCUGUACAUGUUCAUGUGAAAAAGAGUCCAAAGCCAUCACCAACAAAAAGAGUCCAGCAAAAGCUGAAGGGAGCGUUUGAAUGUGGGAACCUGCGAGCAACAGCCAAAGUAAAGACGAGGGCCCCAUGGAUUCCACCGGGAAAAACUUCAUUGAGAGAAUCUGGCUACAAAUGGGAGGGACCAACCCAUCGCCUAGAAAUAACUCCCCUUGAUGGUGAAAAAUUGCACUCCACACUUCACCUGAGUGACCUUUCCACAGAGGAGGAGGAUGCUGUGCACGAGAAGAUGAACCAGUAUGAGAAGAAAAUCCGCAGUCUUAUGAACGAAGUGGGAACAUUGAAAAACGAAAUUGAACUGGAGAAGAAAGGUCACCUGUUGGAACAACGAGAGGAAGAGUUGAACGAAUCCAAGCGACUGAUUGAAGAGAAGGAGAUGGAAUUGGCCGGGGUUACAAAGGAGUUGGCGAUUACAGAGCAAAGGAACCAGAUGCUCCGCAGGAACAUUGAGAUGAUGACGGACGAAUCUGACAUUAGUUGCUCUGAAAGGAAACGCUUGCAUCAGGAAAAAGACAUGCUGCUGACGAAACUUGUUGAGGUUGAGAUGGAUGGAGCAGCUGUAAGCAAACAGGUCGCUGCUCUGUCCUCUACAAUCUGCAAGUUGCGCAACGAGAAAUCUGUUUCUGCUUCUGAGGCAAAUGUCCUGGCAAGACAGCAGGGGCUGCUAUUGCAGAAGCUGAAUACUUUCAGUGCAUCAAAUCGAUUGGUUCAAAAGAUGCUUAAGGAACAGCACUGUCAGCAGACGGAUAUCCUGAAACUGGCAGAACAAAAAGAAACGCUGUUUGAAAAACUAUCGCAGUCAGAGGCGCAUAACGUGCGCUUGUCAAUGAAACUGCAUGAGAGUGAAAAAGAAAUUGAACAUCUCCUUUCUCAAUGUGAAGCUGAAAAGAGCACUGCUCGUGCAUCAACAGAGCAGUUCAAAACUGUGGAAACCACACGAGCCCAUCUCCAGGGCCAGCUUCGCAACAAGGAGGCAGAAAACAACCGCAUGGCUAUUCAGAUCAAGAAUUUUGAGCGUACCAUUGCUCAUCAGAAAGGGGAGAUGGACUAUCUAAUGGAACAGCUGAGACUGUUUCAAACAAAAGGAGAUCGAGACAAAGAGGCCCUAAAGAAAGCCACAAAAGCUCAGAAACAGCGAGCAGAACGGAGUGAGGAUACAGCAGAACAUCUCAGUGUCCAGCUUUUUGAAAAGGAGACGCAGUUGGCUGAUGCACUCUCGUCCGUGGAAUCCUGGAAGUGUCAUCACAACAAGUUGGCAAAGGAGAGAAAUCAGCUGGAGAAGGAGACCAGCUUACUGAACAAACGCAUCACAGAUCUGAUGGACCAGUUGCAACAUGUGGAGGACAAGACUCGAGCCGAGCGGGAGGCACUGAUGACCAGACUGCACGCCAUGACCUCUGAGAGCACCUCAAUUAGACUGGAGAAUGAGAGGCUCAAGGCCAGCAUGUGUGCCGUGGAGGAGAAGCUGACAUUUGCUCAGGCUGAGAUGCAGCAGCUGAAACUCUCUGUCAAGCGCUAUGAGGGACUGGUGGAUAGUUACAAAGCUCAGGUGAUGAAGACUCGGCUGGAGGCUGAUGAUUUCUGUAUGAAACUCGUAAUGGCGGAGAAGGAGAAUAAGAUGUUGAAAGAAGAUGUGAAUAAGGAAAUCGAGCUGGUGAGGAGACAGAUGCAGAGCAGGUUGACCGAUUUAGAACCUGUGCCUGAAUUAUUGAAAUUAACGGAGCACAAACUACAGGACUGCCAAGAGCAGCUGAUCAUGUACGAGAGGAAAACAGCAGAACAGUCGGCCAGUAUAUGUGAUCUGAGGAUGAAGAUCGAGCAGCAGGGUGACAAGGAGAGUACAGCCAGGGAAAAGUGGCAAUGCAUGCAAGAAGAGAAUCGUCACCUUCAGCUGAAGCUGGACGCUCUGGCAAGGAAGUUGGAUGAUGGAGAAGCACAGAACCGGGAACUGAUUCAAGUGGUGGCUAAACGGGAAGAGACGAUUCACCAAAACCAGCACCGCCUGGAGGAGAAAUCCCGCGAGUGCUCCUCCCUGGCCAGACAGCUGGAGACUGCACUGGACGAGGCCAGGUGUCAGGUGGACCAAACCAGGGACAGGGCUUUAUCGAAGGAGCGAGCAACACAGUCUAAAAUUCUGGAUCUGGAAACACAGCUCAGCAGAACAAAGACUGAAUUGACCCAACUAGGCAGGAGCAAAGAAGAUGCAGAGCGACGUUGCCAAAGCCGCCUGCAGGACCUGAAAGACCGUCUGGAGCAAUCAGAGAGCACCAAUCGCAGCAUGCAGAACUAUGUCCAGUUCCUCAAAUCCUCCUAUGCAAAUGUGUUUGGUGACACCGUGUUAACCAGUUCUCCAGUCUGUCCUCGAUCACCUCUCUGAGAAUGUUUACUAGACUGAAAGACUUUGAUUCCUAAUAUUGGGACUGGACGGGUGUGUGUGUGUAUGUUAUCUAUAAUGUGUGUGUAUUAUAUAUAUACUUAUCAGGACACCACAUACCCCACCUCAUUAUGAUGAUAAACUCUUAAUAUUAUAUGAAUAUGAACUAUAAAAAAACAUUAAUAGUGAAAAUUAUGGCCUCAAACAAACGAGUAAUCUUAAAUUAACCAACUUGUCAAGUGGUUCCUAAGUGUACCUGGCAGGUACCUGGAUAUCCUAAAGUGAAAUAGUUGCAGGGAUCAGCAAAUUACAUCCUUGCAAUUUUAUAGCCUCCGUUGUUUGGCGUAUUUAAUUCUAAAAUAAUGAAACCCGCUGUCAGCACCAAGCCAAUAGCACAAAUGGCUUUGAGACUUGUGCAGCCAAAAAGCAAUAAGGUAGCUCAUUAUAUGAGCUCCAAUUCAAUCAGUUCUUUGCUCCUGAACUAACUGAAAGAUGUCUUUCACUGUGAAUAUACUUUUGGUGCACCUUGCACCAUGCUAGUGGUGAAGUGAACCCCACUGUCAUCCUUUCCCCUCCUCCCACCCCUCCAUCUUCCUUUUCCACCCCAACCUCCCACAUACACACCAUCAAAAUACAAUGGUUUCAUUGCUCAAUUUUGUACUGUUGAAUUUUUUAACUCUUUGCAAUCUUAGCUUCAGCAGAGGCUCUGAGUGUCGUAUGAACCUGCAUCUCGUGCGGGACAGGUUUCAGGAUGAAAUGUAUUGAAGGUCUCCUUCCUUCAAAAUAAAUUAUUUACAAAUAUAACAUUGCUCUCUGGCUAUUCUGAGACUCCUCGAGAAGCACAAGCCCAACUUGCAAUUUCCUUGCUUUUGUCCUUGCGAAAGGACUCUUGGUAGAAAAGGGCAAUGCAAUUGUGAUGCUUCAUUGUAAAUUAAUAAUUGGAGGCAUUGAAAUCAGUUGCUUCUCUGCUCCGGUUGUUUUUCUGAAAGCUGCUGUAGAUAAGCAACAACAACAAAUUACAUUUGUAUAGCGCCUUUCACGUCAGGAAGACGUCCCAAGGCCCUGGGCAUCGAGGGUGGGGCAGCCAGUUGGCAUGUGAGGAGAUUGCAGCCAAAAGGUAGCAGGAAAAACACUGGGUGCACUUGACCAAGACUGACCACACUGCAGUUGAGCUCCCAAAUUGAUUUUGGGAGGGGAGAUUGCAAACAUGCACAACAGAAAAAGAAUAAUCUGACUUUAAUUCCAUAAUGGCUUCUUGGUGAAGAUAUCCUGUUUAAUAAUGGAAUAAAAUCUUAUUUAAUAAUCCUGCAUUAACCUUUUUUAUCCCAUUGUAAACUAGGGUCAUUUCAAUAUUGCUUUGUUAUAACCUUUUUAAUGCUUUUGAAUUCCAUUUGAUUUUAUGUCACAAAUUUUAUGUUUUGUACAGUUGUAUAGAAAUAUUUUUUCUUUAUAAAUACCUCUGAUAAGCGAACAACUUGAAGGUUAAUAAAUGUACUUUGCUUUGUCA